Messenger RNA from Entrophospora sp. SA101, 2277 nucleotides. Lineage: Eukaryota; Fungi; Glomeromycota; Glomeromycetes; Entrophosporales; Entrophosporaceae. The record is from the annotation of a GenBank genome assembly.
AUGGCAGAAGCAUCUGCUCUUAGUGUACAAAUAGCUCGUGGUUUAAGCGAUAAAGUUUACGAGAAACGUAAGGCAGCUGCAUUAGAAGUAGAAAAGCUAAUUAGAACGCAUUUAGCCUCUAAUAGUGUGGAAAAAAUUAGAAGUAUUAUUGAAAAACUCGCUCAAGAUUUUGUUAAUUCUGCGAAUCCAAAUUCACGUAAUGGAGGCCUAAUAGGUUUAGCAGCUGCAGCAAUCGCUUUAGGACCAGAUGUAGCUGUCUAUUUAGAUGAUAUUGCUACGCCAGUUCUUUCUUGCUUUACUGACCAAGAAUCGCGUGUAAGAUAUUAUGCAUGUGAAAGUAUGUAUAAUAUUGCAAAAGUUUCUAAAGGCGAAAUUUUAAGAUAUUUUAAUGAUGUCUUUGAUGUAAUGAAUUCUGACUUAUCAGUGAAAAACGGAACAGAAUUAUUGGAUAGGUUAAUUAAAGAUAUUGCAGCAGAACAGUCAACCACGUAUGUUUCAGUUUUAAACUCCCAAAAUCUCGUUUCAAAUGACGAACAAGAUUUUUCAACAGACCCAAUGGCAAUUCCAAGAACAACAGCAUUUUCGUUACCAAAAUUUAUUCCAUUGUUGGCUGAACGUAUCCGUGUUAAAAAUCCAUUUACACGAUUAUUUUUGGUUUCGUGGAUUACGGUCUUAGACUCAAUACCAGAUCUUGAAUUGGUUUCUUUUUUGCCAGACUUUUUGGACGGAUUAAUAAGUUUUUUGAGUGAUCCAAAUGAAGCCGUGUGCGCCGCAACUUCCAAUGCUUUAGCAAGUUUUUUGACAGAAAUACGCGAAGCUGUUGAAGUUAAAGAACAGCAAAAACAACAAGCUAUGAAAAUUUUUUAUGUUGAACAACAACGAAAAUUUGCAAAUUUAUCAGAAAAUAAUAAUGAAACAAGUGAUAGCUUGAAAGAUGGUGGCUGCAUUGACGAUGAUAAUCCUAAUUUGGUUAAAUCAGUUGAUGCUGGAGAUGCCUUUUGGGAUUCUAUAUCUAUAAGUGAGAUGGAGGGUAAAGGUAAAGGAACUUGGAUCCCUGGUCAAAGUGUAGAAAUCAAUUUUACCAAAAUUAUUGAAAUUUUAAUGCCACAUUUAAGUUCAUCAGUUGAACAGAUUCAAGAAACAGCAUUGAGAUGGAUAAAUGAAUUUAUUAAUAUUGCUAAAGAAGUGGUCAUCAGCUUUACACCUCAAUUAAUAAAUGCUGUAUUACCUUCUUUAGCUCACUCAUUGUCAACAAGUUCACAUAACAAACUUUCAAAAUCAACCAAUGUAGAUGUAAAGAUUGAAUCAAAUAAUGUUGUAAAUACCUUGCCUUUAAUAAAGGAGGAAGUCGAUCCUUUUGAUUAUCAUUCGACAGUUAGAUCAUUGGUGCAUCAAUUUACCAACGACCACGAAGAAACAAGAAUUGCAAGUUUGGACUUGUUGAUAAUGCUUCAUAAAAAAGCACCAAAAAAAAAGAUACUUGCCUUUGAUGAUGGGUAUUUUCCAGAUCUAUUAAAACUUCUUUCAGAUCCAUCAGAGGAAGUUGCAAAGCGUGAUCUUCAGCUGCUUGCACAAUUAUCCUCAAGUUCCGAAGAUGAAUAUUUUACAAGAUUUAUGAUCGAUUUAUUGAAACUGUUUGCUACUGAUCGCAAACUAUUAGAAAACAGAGGAAGUCUGAUUAUUCGGCAUUUAUGUUUAAGUCUUAAUCCAGAAAGGAUAUACAUGAGCUUUGCUGAGAUUUUGGAAAAAGAAGAGGACAUAGAAUUUGCUUCAAAUAUGGUACAAAAUCUCAACAGUAUACUUAUAACGUCGCCAGAACUUUUAGAUUUAAGAAGAAGAUUAAAAAACUUAGAGGCAAAGGACGGACAAGUGCUGUUUACAGCAUUGUAUAAAUCAUGGUGUCAUAAUCCAGUUGCAACAUUUUCACUUUAUCUCAGAUUACAACUACUUGAACCAGACAAAUACCCACAUUUGGUAAAAUGUUUAUAUGGAUUAUUGAUGUUAUUACCACAAAGUAGUGCAUUUGCAAGUUUAAAAAAUAGAUUGACAAGUGUCAGUUCUAUGGGAUUUUUACAUUUGAUACCAAAAAGUCCAAACGAUUCAAAAAAAUCAAUUAGUAAAUUAUUAUCAUCAAGAGGUGAAGGAAUUAAGUUUCAAGAUUUGUUAACGCAUUUUAAAACAGUUCAAACAAAACAUGAAAAAGUUCGUAAACAAGCUCGUACUAUUCAUUUUAAGAAAGGUGGUGGUAGUACGCAUAGAAGAAGAAAUCAUGAUUAA